AUGAAUCCCUCAUACAGUGCAUUAAAAGAUACACAUAAAAGUAAAGCCCAGGAAGACGAUUUAGAAGAAAAUGAGAUAAGUUUACAGCAAGUAAAAGAAGACAUAAGAAAUAAAUUCACAAAAGAAUUAAUUGAAGGAAUAAAAUACUACCACCAAACAGAUGGAGAGUUUCUUAGCGGUGGCGACUACUCAAUAAGAGAGAAGAUUAAAAGAUAUGGGAAAGUUUUAUACACGGUCAAAGACACUCUAUUUGUUAACAAUGCCGAAGGAGAUCCGCUGGUUGUUGUUUCUUAUAAGGAUGUUGACCGUAUUAGAGAGUUAUUCUGGCACUUUCAUGGGGAUGAACAUAAUCCAGUAAAGAAAGUUUAUGACCUAAUAUCAAGAGAGUAUUAUGGGCUGAAUAUAAACAAUAUACACCCAUGGAUUUAUAUGUGUCCACAGUGUAGAAAUAUAAUUCCCUGGGCAAAACCAAUCCAAACGCGCGACUAUCGGGUAAAGGUUAUUCAAGAGCCAUGGUUUGCUAUAUUUAUGUUUUUAAUCCCAUGGAAAGACCUGGUCUCAGAAAAGGGUGGGUAUAUCUUGUUUGUAAUGGACAUAUAUUCCAAGUUCACUUUUUACAAGGAGAUGCCAUAUUUUGACACAGAUAUAAUCCACAACUAUAUUUCCACAUUAGUUCAUACGUAUGGAGUGCCUAUACUAACAAAGUUACAUGGAGAGGAGCUUAGCUGCAAAGAGGUAAUUGAUUUUUUACAAAACACAUACAAGACACAAGUAGUUGAUCCUAAGAAGUAUCCAGAACAUUUUGCUUCUGAGACAACGCACGCUCCAAAGAAGCAGAAGUCGUGGCUUACAGUAGAAAUUAGCAACAACCCAAAAUCUGCAUUAAGCGAGGUUUUGAAGAAUGCAGUUUACAAACAGAACUUUACACCGUGCAACGAGAAAGGCAUGCAUAUAGUAAGGCGCACACCAGCCAAUCUAUUUUUUAGGCGAGUUGUAAAACAUGUCAAUUGGAAAACUGCUCCAUUCAAAAAGAAGUACACAAUUCUUCGCGCAGACCUUCCCUCCCUAAUAGAUUUACUGCCAGAAGAUUCAAUGGUAUCACCCACUACUCCAGUACCAAAAAACAAAAAAGCUAAAACAGAAGAGAAUGAAGAUUUAUUAAAUGAAAUAGAUCCAGAAACGAAGAAUCUUUUAACUAUGUACAAUCCAAGUGACUACAAAAACACAUAUUUAGAGAUAAAUCCAGAAGAUUCUAUAAAAGGGAAAAUAGUAGCAGUUGCUUCGCCAGAUUCAAUUUCUAAAGUACCUAUACCCCGUUCUAUGCUAAAGUCUUCUAGCAUAAUAAAUCUAGCAAAUGAAAAUAAUUGUCCAAUAGCCAUUCCUGGCGCAAGCGAGCUAUGGGCCAGGGGCAUAGACCCAUCAAAGAUGCAAUUACUCCCGCAUAAGUAUUGGAUUAUUAAACCAUCUCCAGAGAAUCCCCAUGCGUGGGAAUUAUACAAUGUGGACACAAAAGAAAUCAGCACAGUACCACAGGAAAGAAUAUUUAAAAUGAAAAAUAAAUACCAAGAGGAGAACAAGCACUUAAUUGGAUUUUUAUACAAAAAAUUCAAUUCAUAAUAAACCAGUAUAAACAAUGCAUUAAUGCAAUAAUCGUAGAAAUUUCAGCUUAUACCAGCCCCAUAAUAAUUUCAGCUGUAAAUUAAACAUUCUGACUAAUUUCAGAAUUUUGGGGUACUCUAAAUAUUCCAUUCUCUGCACAGUGCUUGGCUUUCCUUAUUUUGUUUUUGGGUAUGUUAUGUGUUAAUCGGACUGCUUCUGCUAUAAGAUAAGUCUAUAAAGCACUCUACAAGAAUUGACUAAAAUUCUAAUUAUUCCCAAUAAGAAUAAAUUAUACAAUAGAAACC
This is a messenger RNA of Nematocida parisii ERTm1, 1904 nucleotides long. RefSeq lists its product as uncharacterized. The record is from RefSeq and is a predicted model, not a curated record. The coding region runs from base 1 to 1617 and encodes 538 amino acids. The transcript has a single exon. NCBI's taxonomy places the organism in Eukaryota, Fungi, Microsporidia.